Messenger RNA from Cuscuta campestris, 1158 nucleotides. NCBI's taxonomy places the organism in Eukaryota, Viridiplantae, Streptophyta, Magnoliopsida, Solanales, Convolvulaceae. The record is from the annotation of a GenBank genome assembly.
CCGGCUUCGUUCCCGACGAUCUCCCGCUGAGUGACGCCGCGAUGUGGUUCUACCAAGAGUGGGGCGAUCGAAAUUACCCUCUUUCUAUUCAACAUGAAUCCUUCCGGCUCCAGCUUCGUUCCCGACGAUCUCCCGCUGAGUGACGCCGCGAUGUGGUUCUACCAAGAGUGGGGCGAUCGACCGCCGAUAUACGAGACGCAACAAUCGGGGUACGUCGACCGAGAUUCGGUUCCGGAGACUCAACCGGAACCGUCCGGAUCGAAAAAAAGUNCGUUGACCGAGGCGGCACGGUCAAUCCAAAAGUGGACGCCGGAGGAGGAGUGCAUAUUGGCGUCGGCUUGGGUUGACGUCUCCGAGCAUCCUAUCAUUGGUACGGAGCAAACGAAGGAUGCGAUGUGGGAUCGUAUCGAGGAGAAGUUCUUCACGGCGAUGAAGAAGGACGGCUCCUACCGAACCUGGGACCAACUCACUUCCAAAUGGAGCCACAUCAACAAAAAAGUACGAAAGUUUAUGGGAGUAUACGAGGAAUACUCCCGGUCCCGGAGGAGCGGCAUGAACGACGCCGAUGUUCUCCGGCUUGCCACGACCCGAUCCACUGUCGACGCCGAGGUUGAGAUCGACGAGACUAUCGGUUCUAACGAUCAAAUCCCUCCCUUCAACGUUGCGGAUUCCGAUGACGAGGACCCCAUUCCACGGCCGAUUGGAAGAAAGAAGGCAAAAUCCAUUGCCUCUGGUUCGGGAGGGUCCGCCUCUGUUUCCGCUUCUCCCCGCGACGAAAUCGGCCGGGCAAUGAUUGAACAACUUCGGGCGUUCAAUCUCCAAGAACAAGAGAGGUUGAAGCUAAAGGAGAAAGAGUUGAAGCUAAAGGAGCAGGAAGCCGAGAUGAAAGUCAUGCAAACCGACCCCGAGACGUUGUCGGAGUUUGGACGAAUGAUCUAUGAGCAAAGAAUGAGAGAGAUCAAGGAGAAAUAUAAUUUACCUUAGUUUUUUUUAUUAAUGUAUCUUUUUUUAAAUUAUUGACGCUUUUUUUAUUUAAUGAAUGUAUUUUUUUAUUAUUCGUGUUUCAAUUUAAUUAAAUAAUAAAUUAAUUACAUUUUAUUAAUUUAAUUUUAAAAGAUGUAUAUUUAAAAAUGUAAAAAAUGAAGGUUUGAAGCCCAG